This is a messenger RNA of Camelina sativa (false flax), 701 nucleotides long. RefSeq names its product ubiquitin-ribosomal protein eS31y fusion protein. Gene Ontology annotation, molecular function: structural constituent of ribosome; protein binding. Gene Ontology annotation, biological process: translation. The record is from RefSeq and is a predicted model, not a curated record. Gene Ontology annotation, cellular component: ribosome. NCBI's taxonomy places the organism in Eukaryota, Viridiplantae, Streptophyta, Magnoliopsida, Brassicales, Brassicaceae.
CUUCUACAAAAUCCCCAUUUUGAGUGUGUUUUUCGGGGUGCAGCCGUAGCCUCAAAAGAUGCAGAUCUUCGUGAAAACCCUAACGGGGAAGACGAUAACCCUAGAGGUUGAGUCAUCCGACACCAUCGACAAUGUGAAAGCGAAGAUCCAAGACAAGGAAGGGAUCCCUCCGGACCAGCAGCGUUUGAUUUUCGCCGGGAAGCAGCUCGAGGACGGCCGCACUCUCGCCGACUACAACAUCCAGAAGGAAUCGACGCUUCAUCUCGUGCUCCGUCUCCGUGGUGGUGCUAAGAAGAGGAAGAAGAAGACUUACACCAAGCCGAAGAAAAUCAAGCAUAAGCAUAGGAAGGUGAAGCUCGCGGUUCUUCAGUUUUACAAAAUCGAUGGAUCUGGGAAAGUUCAGCGUCUGAGGAAAGAGUGCCCUAACGCAACUUGUGGUGCUGGUACUUUCAUGGCGAGUCAUUUCGAUCGCCAUUACUGUGGUAAGUGUGGUCUCACCUACGUUUACCAGAAAGAGGGAGGUGACGAAUGAUCUGUUCUACUGGUAGAUCUCUCUCUCUCUAUCUCUCUAUCCUUAAAAACAGCAUUUCGAUUUCGGAAUUUUGUAAGCUUUUUUGUUGUUUAUGGAUUCAAAUGUUUGAACAUCGUUUGUUCUGGAUUAUGAAUGAUUAAAGUUUUAGGUCCUUAUCCAAUAUUUAUUA